Molecule: messenger RNA, 1012 nt
Organism: Cydia amplana
Lineage: Eukaryota; Metazoa; Arthropoda; Insecta; Lepidoptera; Tortricidae
Exons: 2
Coding region: 140-1012 (290 amino acids)
Source: RefSeq, a predicted model, not a curated record
GAAUGCCUCGCGCUAUCUAUUGUGAUCAAUCUUGAUUGACAGCUUGAUUGAUGGGCUAUUUGGUCACGAGCACCGAUCGUAAUCAAGAUUUUGUGCGCAUGAUCAGAUCGCGGCGGCGUCAGUCGAGAGUCGGCCGCCAAUGGAGACGGACGUGCUUGUAACGCCGCCCGUGGCUGAGACCGAAAAACGUACAUUUGACGAACAGUUCAUAACCGAAUUCGAGACUCUCUCAGAACUAUGGAACUCCCACCAUCAGGAUUACACUAAUAAACUAAAAAGGCAGAAAGGAUACAACAAGUUGUUGACUGUUUUUAAACGAUACAAGCCGAAUGCCACGGUGGACGAUGUGCGUAAGAAAAUAAACAGUUUGAGGUCGAAUUAUAGACGGGAGUUGAGGAGGAUAGCGGAGACGCACAGAAACGGGGAUGUUUACACGCCAAGGUCCAAGUCGUUUAAGCUGCUUAGUUUUUUGUAUGACACGGAGAUGCCUGAUUACACUGAACAGAACCCGCAGACAGUAGAUGUGUUUGUAAAAUGUGAAGAACCAGAAACAACGGAGUCACUGCAUCUUUCAAUGUCUCCCGUCCACGAAGCCUUUGAUUACGAUAGCAUAUCACCUACACAAACCAGUAAAAGCGAACAACCAGCCUCUCAACCAGUUCGAAGUCCAAUCUAUCAACAAGUCGUACAUCCAUUACUGCAAACCGCAAAGGAAACGUUUCACGACUACAAUAGCAUAUCAGCAUCACCAACAAUACAAGACAGUAAAAGCAAUGUAUGUGAACCAGCCUUUCUGUCAUCGGCUCGAAAUCCGUAUCAACAAGUUCAACCUUUGCAAGACACUACAGCUUGGUCACUAGCGCACAUUUGGUCUCAAAAGCUGGAGAAAAUGGAGCCGAUGCAAAGAUUAUUAGCAGAGAAAGCUAUCAAUGAUGUGUUGUUUGAGGCGGAAUUGGGGAAUCUGAAUAGGAAUUCUGUUAAGAUUAAUGAAUGUACCGAUGGAGACAAAUAG